This is a messenger RNA of Kogia breviceps (pygmy sperm whale), 2161 nucleotides long. The record is from RefSeq and is a predicted model, not a curated record. NCBI's taxonomy places the organism in Eukaryota, Metazoa, Chordata, Mammalia, Artiodactyla, Physeteridae.
GCCGCUUCUCCUCAGCUCCUCAGGGGCAACCGCGGCGGUGGCGGUAGCGCUGCAAGUUUUGACGUUUCGGACGCGGAGGCGCGCGCCUGCACCCCCCGGCCGACGGCUGUGGAGGCGGCUGACCCUCGAGGGCCCCUCAGCCGCGCCCCGGCGCUCCCGCCGCCCAGGGUCGGGCGGCCACGAGGGCCGGCCGCGUUCUCCCGCGCUCGCCAGCCCGGCGGCUGCAGCCAUGUCGCGGGGGCCGGAGGAGGUGAACCGGCUCACGGAGAGCACCUACCGGAAUGUUAUGGAACAGUUCAAUCCUGGGCUACGAAAUUUAAUAAACCUAGGAAAAAAUUACGAAAAAGCUGUUAAUGCUAUGAUUCUGGCGGGAAAAGCCUACUACGACGGAGUGGCCAAGAUCGGUGAGAUUGCCGCCGGGUCCCCUGUGUCGACAGAGCUGGGCCACGUUCUCAUAGAGAUUUCGAGUAUCCAUAAGAAACUCAACGAGAGCCUUGAUGAAAAUUUCAGGAAAUUCCAUAAGGAGAUUAUCCACGAGCUGGAGAAGAAGACAGAGCUUGAUGUAAAAUAUAUGAACGCGACUCUCAAAAGAUACCAAGCGGAACACAGGAAUAAAUUAGACUCUUUGGAGAAAUCUCAAGCUGAAUUGAAGAAGAUCAGAAGGAAAAGUCAAGGAGGACGAAAUGCACUCAAAUAUGAACACAAGGAGAUUGAGUAUGUAGAAACCAUCACUUCUCGCCAGAAUGAAAUCCAGAAAUUUAUUGCAGAUGGUUGCAAAGAAGCUCUACUUGAAGAGAAAAGGCGCUUCUGCUUCCUAGUUGACAAACACUGCAGCUUCGCAAAUCACAUUCAUCAGUAUCACUUACAGUCUGCAGAGUUGAUCGAUUCCAAACUGCCUAAGUGGCAAGAAACAUGUGGUGACGCCACCAAAGUACCAGAGAAAGUCAUGAACAUGAUCGAGGAAAUGAAGACCCCAAUCUCCACCCCAGUGUCUGGGACACCUCUGCCCUCACCCAUGAUCGAGAGAAGCAGCAUGGUUGGGCGAGAUUAUGACACCUUUUCUAAAUAUUCACCGAAGAUCCCCUCGGCUCCUUCAGCCAGAGCAUCAACCAGCCCUUUGAUUGAUAUGUUUAAUAACCCAGCCACAGUCGCACAGAAUUCAGAAAGAAAAAAUAAUUCAACAGGUUCUUCAGAUGACCCCAGUUUACAGCGAUCGGUUUCUGUUGCCACCGGACUGAACAGGGUAAAAAAGCAGAAAGUGAAAACCAUCUUUCCGCACACGGCCGGCGCUAACCAGACCUUACUUAGCUUCGCGCAGGGAGAUGUCAUCACGCUGCUCGUCUCCGAGGAGAAGGACGGCUGGCUGUACGGAGAGCACGAGGGCACCAAAGUGAGGGGUUGGUUCCCAUCGUCAUACACAAAGUUGCUGGAGGAAAACGAGGAGACUGUGAGCGUGCCCGGGCCAAGCUCGGCACCAGGACGGAGCGUGAGCACGAUGAACUUGUCCGAGAGAAGCAGCGUCGCCAUCCCCCCACCGGAUUACUUAGAAUGUCCGUCCGCGGGGGCGGCUGCAGGAAAGAAAGGAGGUGUUUCCCAAAACGCUUCUACCUUUAAAGCACCAGUGUCCAAACCGGAAACCGCGUCUCCUAAUGAUGCAAAUGGGUUUGCAAAGCCUCCUUUUCUCAGGUAUGUUACUUUCCUCCACAAGGGCCCUCCCCCUUGCUCAGCCCAGGAGGACUGGGCUUGCAGGAUCUCAGUUCCCCGACCAGGGAUUGAACCCAGGCCCUCGGCACUGAAAGCAUGCUAACCACUGGACCGCCAGGGAAGCCCGCCGCCCAUUACAGAACUAUCCAGAGUUUUAAACAUUUCUGACAGAGGGCAGCGCACCUCUCUGCAGUCCUGUGUGGGGCAGGGAGGUGGUGGUGGGAGAGCCUUCUAGGACAGCGGCUGCAUUAUUAAGUGCCAAACGCGACACGAGGCCAGGGGAACUCCCUUCUGGAUCAGGGCAGAUGCUGGGCAGGCCCUCCAGGCCUCGCUCCCAGAGGACCCCCAGGCCUUUCUCAGCAUCAGGCCCCUCUGCAGCCAAAACGAAACAAUUAGCAGCUUAUAAUGGGCACAUGGAGAGAACUGUCACAGAACAAAACUUUCAUGUUCAGAAAAU